Molecule: messenger RNA, 1661 nt
Organism: Drosophila takahashii
Lineage: Eukaryota; Metazoa; Arthropoda; Insecta; Diptera; Drosophilidae
Product: nucleolar complex protein 4 homolog B
Biological process (GO): ribosome biogenesis
Cellular component (GO): nucleolus; small-subunit processome; Noc4p-Nop14p complex
Source: RefSeq, a predicted model, not a curated record
UCCCCGAGAGCACGCCGCAUGUUUUCGUGUUUUGUUUUGCUUUGGAUUUAAAUUGUUGCUUAGGAAAACCCAAACCACAUUUAGCAGAUUGACAAUGAAACGAUUGGCUGGAAAGAAGGACGAGGUCGUAGCGGAGCCGUUGGCCAAGAAGCAGCUGCAGUCUAAGGCCAAUUCCCUGCUGAAUGCCAAGAAUGUGGACAUCAAAACGCUCAAGGGAUUCGUUCAACUGCUGAAGGACACCCCCGAUAAUGUGCCGGCUGGGGAGGUGAUGAACACCCUCGAGGUGAUAUUCAAGAACCUGUUAAAAAGAAAAUCCGCCGAGGGCGCCGACAAACAGACCCUGAAAAUCCGGGAAUUGUACGAGGAAACCUGGUUGCUGCUACUGGAGAACCUUCUCGUGGAUUCCGAGAGUUCCGCGGCCCUAAAGGUGUGCAUGCAGCUGAUCAAAGUGGAGGCCAAGCAUCCCGUAGCCACCAAUAAGGGCUGGCCCACCCACAGGAUCCGGGAUAUCCUGAGCACUCUCCUAAACGCCGAGGAAACACCGACGAAUGCGUUGAGCAACUAUGGGAAAUACUGCAAGAAUCUCGACGUUUUGGAGAUUACCCUCAAGCAGUUAAUAGCUCUAGUGCCCCAGGAGGACUUCAAGAGCAUCCCCAUCAAGGCCAUGAACUUCCUGGCCAUUGCGAACCUCCUGGACUUUGGUAAAACCGUUCUCAACACUGCCGAUUACCACGUGGAAAGUGCGAAGAGUCACAAAUUCAGCUUGGAGGCCAAUCGCAAGAGAUUGAACGACCUCUGGCUGGUUAUAAUGACCAAGGGCAGCGAAGUGGACGAGAGGCUGCACCGGCAGAUACUGGUGGUCCUGCUGGAGCGCGUAAUCAACCAUUUGGACGACCCCAUCCAGCUGACCGACUUCCUCAUGGACUCGCUGCAUCAGUUCGAUGGACCCAUCGCCUUGCUGGCCCUCCAGGGCAUCUUCACGCUGAUGCAGAAGCAGAACAUCACCUAUCCCGAUGUGUACGAGAAGCUGUACAACAUGUUCUACCCCCGGAUGUUCUACAACAAGUACAAGGCGCGCCUGUUCUACCUGGCCGACAUCUUCCUCACCUCCACCCAUCUGCCGGAGAACCUGGUGGCGGCCUUUGUGAAGCGUCUCGCCCGCCUGGCCCUCCAAUCGCCCACCGAAGAUGCCGUGAUCAUGAUCCGGUUCGUCUGCAACCUGCUGCUGCGGCACACGGGCCUGCAGAAAUUGAUUCGCGGCAGUCAUGCGGCCGAGGAAGUGAGCGAUCCGUACAACGAAACGGAAACGGAUCCCGUCAAAUCGGAUGCGAUCAAUAGUUCGCUGUGGGAGAUUGCGCUGCUGCAGAAGCACGUUGUUCCGGAGGUGGCCAAUGCGGCCAGGUUCAUCAACACCUCGCUGCCCAUCAUGGAAUUCGAUUUGGCGCCGCUCUUGGACAGAAAGGAGUGCAAUAUCUUCGACGACGAACUGCAGUCGAAGGCCAAGCAGUUUGCCCUGAACUACGAGCGGCCCUCCACUUUGGCUCUGCCCAAAAACGAGUUCGUGACCAAGUACUGGGAACUCAUCUAGAUUAGUGUGUGUGCUAUUGUGCUAAGUUUAAGCAGGAUUAAAGUGCUGACGGGCCAGUUCGGCCUGAAACCAA